Molecule: messenger RNA, 3093 nt
Organism: Hemicordylus capensis (graceful crag lizard)
Lineage: Eukaryota; Metazoa; Chordata; Lepidosauria; Squamata; Cordylidae
Gene: FNDC4
Product: fibronectin type III domain containing 4
Exons: 6
Coding region: 139-816 (225 amino acids)
Molecular function (GO): protein binding
Source: RefSeq, a predicted model, not a curated record
CUUGCGGCCGAGACUGCGCCUGCCCCCGCGGGUCUGCUGCCGCCUUGAGCGCCGCGUCCCCUUGGCCGGGACUCCUGCUGCCGCCGCCGCCGCCGCCUCUUCCGCCGGCUCCAUGAGCAGCUGCGUCCGGCCGCGGCCAUGGCUCGGAUCCCGGCGUACCUCCACCCGGCCGCCGCCGUCCUGGUCUUGGUCAGCUGCGACCUGUGCCUGGUGCGCGCCAAUAGACCACCAUCUCCUGUCAAUGUAACCGUCACCCAGCUGAAGGCAAACUCAGCAACCGUCUCCUGGGAUGUCCCAGAAGGAGACAUCAUCAUCGGCUAUGCCAUCUCACAGCAGCGGCAGGACGGAAGGAUGCAGCGGUUCAUCCGGGAGGUGAACACCACCAACCGGGCAUGUGUCCUGUGGGACCUGGAGGAGGACGCCGACUACAUCAUCCAGGUGCAGAGCAUCGGCCUCUACAGCGAGAGCCAGGCCAGCAAGAGGGUCCACUUCCGCACCCUGAAGCAGAGCGACCGCCUUCCGUCCAACAGUUCCAACCAGGCGUGUCUCUCUGCAGGAGACAUCACCAUGGAGGGCCUAGACAAGGAGCGGCAGCUGCAGACAGGGGAAAUUGUCAUCAUCGUGACAGUGCUCUUCAUGUGGGCAGCGGUCAUCGCGCUCUUCUGCAAGCAAUAUGACAUCAUCAAGGACAAUGAUUCCAACAACAACAAGGAGAAGACGAAGCCUUCCUCGGAGCACAGCACCCCGGAGCGGCCCGUGGGUGGGUUACUUCGCAGCAAGAAGAAAUCGCCCUCUGUCAAUAUCAUCGAAGUGUAGCUGUUGCCGCAGCCAAGAGCAUUAUGGGAUGCUGGGACCUCGCUGGGCUCGUGGCCGGGCUCCCCCCUGCAUGCAAAGAAUUUAUGCUUCUUGUCCUCGCGGAAUCUGCAUGGAGCCAGCCUCUACAACGCCGACGCCCACCAGUCACCUGCUAGCGGCCGCUGGGAGCAGCUGCGACGACGACGACGACGGGACCUCCUCCGUGGACCUGCAGCCUCAGCCAGCCAUGCCUCGGACCGUCUGGGCACAGCCUCCUUUCCCGACAGGGCAGGAAGCCCGGGCAGAGGGCUGCCUUCCCCUUCAGCCCCUUCCCCUCGGCCUGGACGGAAGCGGAAGCCUCGGCUGCCCCCGGGCCCGGCCCCCCAGCGGCUCUCCUGGGCCGGCUCCAACAGGCCCCUGGGCGCAAGGGCGAGUUUAGCCAAGCCCUAAAGCGUGGCGCGGGGCAGCAGGGAGGAAGAGGCCCCAGGGCGAGGCUGGGAGGCAGGCCACGGCCACGGGGCAGAAGCCAAGCAGGAGGCUCAGGCCCGACUGCAUCCCCACAAGGAACAGCUGCUGCAGAGGCCCCCUGGAGAAGAGCCCCACUCGGCUCCUGGGGGUAGCGGAGUGGGAAGGGAGCCCCAGCCGGGGGCCUAGAAGAGGGAGGCCGAACGGCUUGCUUGCACCUGCCUUCCCCGCCCGCCAGCGCACAGCCCACGGGCCAGAAUGCCAACGGCCCUGCCCACCCCCCUGCAAGGCAGAAGACCACACGCGGCCUCUUCCCAGCUCACCAGCCCCUUCCCUCAGGAAGCCGAUGCCAGUGAAGCAGCCGGCGGCCCUCCAAGCCUGCCCCACAGACUGCCAGCCUGCGCCCCCCCCCCGCCCAAGGCACACCAGCAACUCCCCACUCGUCUUCCAGGAAUCCCGCUCUUCCAGCCGGGGGCGUCUGCUCGGAGUGCAGGGAGGAGAGGAAGCCCCCGGGGCUGCUGAGGCCUCCUGGGGCAGGGCAGAGGCCACGGUGCCCUCCUGCUCUGCUCUCACCCCCAGGAAGCCUGCGGAGGAGCCGGUUCCCUGGCAGCCCCUGGCCAGAGUGGAAAUGCCCAGCAGAAAACUCUGCCUGGCACUCAGCGGAAGGGAUUUCAGGGGAGGCAGCCGGGACGGGGAGGGGUCUGGCAGCCACGCCUCGAAGGAAGGGUGGAGGGAGAGGAAGCCGUAGCAGAUUUAGGCGAGCCAUUGGGGAGACUCUCCUCCCGGCUAGGGCUGUGGGACAGGGGCGGGUCCUCUUUCCCUGGAGGACUGUGAGCGGAGACUGGGUGGCCAUCGGUCAGGGAUUGGGCAAGGGAGGCCUGCAGAGAGUUGGACCAGAAGGCUUCUAGGUCCCUCCCAGCUCCAAUGACCUCUCACUCGUUCACCUUCUUGACAACUAAGGGGCUAGUCCUCAGGGCCAAUACACCUAGGCAACUUACUGGCAACCCAACCCACAGCCCAACAGCUUUGUCCUCCCAGCGGUGUUCAGAGUCCUUGGAGAGGAUUUCCCCAGGAGGAGCUGGCCUUGGCGCUCUUCGCACCCCCCAAACCCUCCUAUGCAGGUCUAAAGAAUGCCGUCUGAGCGCAGUAGUGGGCGUCUGGCCCUGAGUGGGGGAGGCUCCGUCUCCAACAGGCCUCAAAGGAGGCAGAGUGAACAGGAGAGUCCUUUGGGGCGGGAUGCCAGCGAGCAAGGCCAGCCCAGGCAAACUGGUGCCCCCUGCCUGCAGGCCAGUGGCAAGGCUGGGUCAGCCGCCCCCCCCCCCCCGCCCUCCAAGGAGAUGCAGCUGCCUGCAUGGGAACCCCUCUUGGCGGCUGCUUUGCCCACUAACAGCCCAAGGCCUGGGGAUAAUCUCCUCCUCCUCCUCCUCCUCCUCCUGGGCGGGGGCUCAGGAGGCUCUUCCUGCAGCAGAGGAGAGGUGGGCUGACCCCACCUAGGAGGGCUCCAGCUUCCUGCCCAGUCCAAGGCUGCUCCUCCUCCAAGCGUGGCCAGAGAGAGGCUGGCACAGUCCCGACACCUCGCCAGCCCUGCCCCAGAGGCCACUGGCCAGGGGCGGAGCCCUAGACGCCAAGGGGCAGGAGAAGAGGCGGGCCCCAACAUGCGCGGAGGUAGGCCCAGCAAAGAGGCAGAAGCCGCAACCUCCACUGGUGCCGAGAGCCACCCCCAAGAGCGGGACAAGAGCUGCCGCUGAGGAAGAAAGCCACAGCAGGAGGAGAGUAGAAAUGGUUUAUUUCCCUUCCGAAAAAAGGGCAUUAAAAACUAGUCUUUUGCUACAA